Oncorhynchus keta (chum salmon) is the source of this 2174-nucleotide messenger RNA. RefSeq lists its product as uncharacterized. The coding region runs from base 330 to 1922 and encodes 530 amino acids. The record is from RefSeq and is a predicted model, not a curated record. NCBI's taxonomy places the organism in Eukaryota, Metazoa, Chordata, Actinopteri, Salmoniformes, Salmonidae. The transcript is spliced from 2 exons.
GUCUCCUUUCCUGAUAGGCUUCCUGUGUAAAUAAAGGUCAAGAAAACUUACUAUUGUUUUAAGUCGAGUGUUAUUUGUCACGUGCAGAAUACAACGGGUGUAGACAUGACAGAGAAAUUCUUGCUUUACAAGCCCUUAACCAACGAUGCCGAGUUAGAUUUGAAUUCAAAUAGGAACACGAAGAAUAAAAUACACAAGAAUGGAGCUUCAUAAAGGGACUACCAGAUCAAUGUGGAGCUAAAUACAGGGACUACCAGAUCAAUGUGGAGCUAUAUAUACAGGGACUACCAGAUCAAUGUGGAGCUAUAUAUACAGGGACUACCAGAUCAAUGUGGAGCUAUAUAUACAGGGACUUCCAGAUCAAUGUGGAGCUAUAUACAGGGACUACCAGAUCAAUGUGGAGCUUCAUACAGGGACUACCAGAUCAAUGUGGAGCUAUAUACAGGGACUUCCAGAUCAAUGUGGAGCUAUAUACAGGGACUACCAGAUCAAUGUGGAGCUAUAUACAGGGACUACCAGAUCAAUGUGGAGCUUUAUACAGGGACUACCAGAUCAAUGUGGAGCUAUAUACAGGGACUACCAGAUCAAUGUGGAGCUAUAUAUACAGGGACUACCAGAUCAAUGUGGAGCUAUAUAUACAGGGACUACCAGAUCAAUGUGGAGCUAUAUACAGGGACUACCAGAUCAAUGUGGAGCUAUAUAUACAGGGACUACCAGAUCAAUGUGGAGCUAUAUACAGGGACUACCAGAUCAAUGUGGAGCUAUAUAUACAGGGACUUCCAGAUCAAUGUGGAGCUAUAUACAGGGACUACCAGAUCAAUGUGGAGCUAUAUACAGGGACUACCAGAUCAAUGUGGAGCUAUAUAUACAGGGACUACCAGAUCAAUGUGGAGCUAUAUACAGGGACUACCAGAUCAAUGUGGAGCUAUAUAUACAGGGACUACCAGAUCAAUGUGGAGCUAUAUAUACAGGGACUACCAGAUCAAUGUGGAGCUUCAUACAGGGACUACCAGAUCAAUGUGGAGCUUCAUACAGGGACUACCAGAUCAAUGUGGAGCUAUAUAUACAGGGACUACCAGAUCAAUGUGGAGCUAUAUAUACAGGGACUACCAGAUCAAUGUGGAGCUAUAUACAGGGACUACCAGAUCAAUGUGGAGCUAUAUAUACAGGGACUACCAGAUCAAUGUGGAGCUAUAUACAGGGACUACCAGAUCAAUGUGGAGCUAUAUAUACAGGGACUUCCAGAUCAAUGUGGAGCUAUAUACAGGGACUACCAGAUCAAUGUGGAGCUAUAUACAGGGACUACCAGAUCAAUGUGGAGCUAUAUAUACAGGGACUACCAGAUCAAUGUGGAGCUAUAUACAGGGACUACCAGAUCAAUGUGGAGCUAUAUAUACAGGGACUACCAGAUCAAUGUGGAGCUAUAUAUACAGGGACUACCAGAUCAAUGUGGAGCUAUAUACAGGGACUACCAGAUCAAUGUGGAGCUAUAUAUACAGGGACUACCAGAUCAAUGUGGAGCUAUAUAUACAGGUAGUACUAGAUCAAUGUGGAGCUAUAUACAGGGACUACCAGAUCAAUGUGGAGCUAUAUACAGGGACUACCAGAUCAAUGUGGAGCUAUAUACAGGGACUACCAGAUCAAUGUGGAGCUAUAUAUACAGGGACUACCAGAUCAAUGUGGAGCUAUAUAUACAGGGACUACCAGAUCAAUGUGGAGCUAUAUAUACAGGGACUACCAGAUCAAUGUGGAGCUAUAUAUACAGGGACUACCAGAUCAAUGUGGAGCUAUAUAUACAGGGACUACCGGAUCAAUGUGGAGCUAUAUAUACAGGGACUACCGGAUCAAUGUGGAGCUAUAUAUACAGGGACUACCGGAUCAAUGUGGAGCUAUAUAUACAGGGACUACCUGAUCAAUGUUGAGCUAUAUACAGGGUAUUUGCGGUAGAUAUAUACAUGAAGGCAGGGUAAAGUGACUAGGCAUCAGGAUAGAUAAUAAUAAGGUAUUUGAGGUAGAUAUGUACAUGAAGGCAGGGUAAAGUGACUAUGCAUCAGGAUAGAUAAUAAUAAGGUAUUUGAGGUAGAUAUGUACAUGAAGGCAGGGUAAAGUGACUUGGCAUCAGGAAUGCGUGUAUGAAUGUGCGCGUUUGACUGAUGGCUUGUGUUUCUUGUGCC